AUGUCGAAGCUGCUAAUGUUCGUUGUUUUGGCUGGACAUGCUGUGGGGCAAGAACACACAUCCCAUUGGAUCGUGAACGGUGGCCACUGUCAGAUUCAAGGAUCUUGCGUGGUGCCUCCUGCGAAUGCUUUUGGUCAAAGAUGCUCCUUCACCUCCAUCCUGGAGCCCGGCUGGGCAGUGCGAGGCUUCAACACGACGUCUCCACAACUGGUUGAGAAUCCUCCGCAUUACUAUUGGGUGGCCGCUCCUGCGGGCGGAACCACUCCAGAGUGGAAGUAUUGUCUCCUGGAAAGCUGCGCGUUGGCCACGUGCGACGCAGGGCAAUUACCUCGAACCGAUGCAGCGGAGAUCGUCCCGGUGAACAAAUCGGACUGCUGCGAAGCGUCCUGCGGGCAGUUUCCAUGUCCUUCAGGCUUUACCUUGCGAGCAGAUGCCAACACCACGGUCGCACACGGCGAGGGAACAUGUUGCGAGCGCUUGUGCAGCAGUUUUCAUUGCCCGGCAGCCUUCGAACCCAUUUUCAACGCGCACCUCGUGAAGGGUGACCGUGUCUCGCAGUGUUGCAGGAAGCUGCCCGAGUGUCAGAUGAAUUCCAACUACAAACCCGUGGACAUGGCCGGCACGAAGCCUCGCAAGGUCGAUUCAGCUGCCCAAUGCUUUGAACUCUGCGAGAGGACUCCGCUUUGCUCGGGUUUUUCAUGGUUUAGAGACAGAAGCUGCCACCUUGCGGACGCAAAUGCAAGCUUGCAGUUUAGUGCACACAGUGCGAGUGGAAACCGUUCUUGCUAUGCGAAGCUGGCGCCGCGUGCGCCUGAGAAAAAAGCUGCGACCAAGGGGCAGCUCUCGCGAUCGUAUUGCCAGCGCCAGCCCAAGCGCUGCAGUGGCCGAAGCUUCGAAACCGUUGGCCCUCGAGUGUGGAAUGACUACAAAAGCAGUGUCACGCGGGGUGUGGAAGUCGUGGAUUGGGAUGGCGACGGUUUCUUGGACAUUGUAACUGUCCCAUCACUAAUCUCAGAGGAAGAUUGGGCAGGGCUUGAUGCAAGCCUAGACUUGCACAUUCAACUUCACAACGAUCCUCUCCCAAAAGGCCACAUUACUUUGGACGAUUCUAUGGAUACGGUCGAUCGACCGCAGCUCUCGAUCUUUGAUUGGGAUUCGGACGGCAAAUUGGAUUUGCUCCUUGGGAUGGGGUCCGGCAGAUUGAGGUUCUUCAAGGGUGUUGACCCACCGGCAGGACAGGUCCGAGACUUUCAGCCUGCAGAGGAGCCACACCCAUUCACUUCCAUCCGUGGAAACAAUAAUUCCGCCCCAGCAAUGGCCUGGUGGAACGAGGAUGAAUAUCCAGACUUGGUGCUGGCUCAUGCUUGUCAAGUCGAUAUUUUUCUUGGAAGUGCUGAUGGCUCCCUACACUUGGCAUACUCUCACUACUUUGAUGGAGGAGCAUGCAGUCUUGUUCCGACUGUUUGGGACUGGGACAGUGAUGGUAAGCCUGAGCUGAUCGUCGGAGACGAGCAGGGCAAGCUCCACUUAUGCAAAUCAAUGAUAUCCAGGAGACCAUCCAGGGAGCGGUUGCAAUGCUCCAAGGAGGAGUUCAAAAUUCUGGGCGUGGGAAGUGAUGCUUCACCAGCUGCGUGUGAUUGGGACAAGGAUGGCGUUCCAGAUUUGAUGGUCUAUGGUAGAAGCGAGUUGCUGGUGGAGCCUCACUGGUUUCGACGCAAUGAGUCAGGUGUGGCUUUGAUGAACCCUGCGCAUCCAUUGGACGGCUUUGACCUGGGGGCAAAUGCUGUGCCUACCUUGGUGGAUUGGGACCUUGAUGGGGAUUUGGAUCUCAUUGUUGGCAGUGACGAUGGCAGAGUGUGGUACUUUCCUUGGCACAAUGGAAGCUUUCAUUCGAUGAAUGGUUGGGAUGGUCCUUUUGUGCAAAUAGAUGUUGGGUCCAAGGCCGCGCCUGCAACUGUUGACUGGGAUUUGGAUGGCUAUCCAGAUUUGGUGGUCGGCAAUGGAAAGGGGAGCUUGGCCUUCUUUCGUGGAGGGCCGGGCAAAAUUUAUCCUGCAGGUGUGGAAGAGAACCCAUUCUACUUCAUUCAGACUGGGUUGCAAGUCGCCCCAGCUUUUGCCGACAUGGAUGGAGACGAUGACUUUGAUUUGGUGUUUUCAAGCGGACAGUUUGACAACGCCGGCACCUUCUACUUCGCUAACCACAAUGGAGAAUUGGUCCCUGAACCAUCCCCAAUUCAGCAUGUGGACCUCUCCCCUUUGGCUGGCUAUGUCCAGGUCCCUACGUGUUUGCAAUUGGUUGAUUUCGACGGGGAUGGAGAUUUGGAUUUGCUGACCGGGAGCAGCUAUGACGCGACUGCAUGGUUUCUGGAACAAUUUGAAGAUGGCACCUUCUAUCACGCACAGGGGGCGAGCAAUCCUUUUGCUGCAGGAAUGAUAGGUCUUUCACCCUGCCCCGCUUUGGGUGACAUCGAAUUCGAUGGAGUGGGAGACCUCGUGGUGGGCGAUGGGCAAGGCAUGCUUCUGAUGUUUCAGCACCAACCUAUGCAACAUCUCGGCCUGGGAACCAAAAUGGAGGACCUUGGGCAAAAAUCGAGCCUCCAACUGUUGUAG
Molecule: messenger RNA, 2610 nt
Organism: Durusdinium trenchii
Lineage: Eukaryota; Dinophyceae; Suessiales; Symbiodiniaceae
Source: the annotation of a GenBank genome assembly